Entamoeba dispar SAW760 is the source of this 405-nucleotide messenger RNA. RefSeq lists its product as uncharacterized. The record is from RefSeq and is a predicted model, not a curated record. Gene Ontology annotation, cellular component: autophagosome; cytosol. Gene Ontology annotation, biological process: cellular response to nitrogen starvation; macroautophagy. The transcript has a single exon. NCBI's taxonomy places the organism in Eukaryota, Evosea, Mastigamoebida, Endamoebidae. The coding region runs from base 1 to 405 and encodes 134 amino acids.
AUGGAUCCAACUUUUCCAGUAAAUCAACCAAAACUCCCUUUUAAACAACGAGUUUCUUUUGAAGAACGUAAGGCAUUUGCUAUUCAAUUAAGACAAAAGAAACCAAAUUAUGUCCCACUUGUUGUUGAAAGUGAUGGAACUUCAAAUGCUAUUGAUUUAAAGAAGGAUAGGUUCUUCAUUCCUGAAGACUCAAAAGUUAGUGACUUUGUUAAAGUCUUAGUUGAUAAAUACAUUGAAACUGAUGGUGAAACUCCAAUUUCAACCGUUUCUGUUAAAAUUCAAACACCAAGCAAAGCUAUUCAACCAUCAAAUGAAGAUACUAUUGGAUCACUUUAUGCUAUGUAUCAAGAAGAAGAUGGGUAUCUUUAUUUCAUUGUUUACAGAGAAUCUGUCUUUGGAUAUUAA